AUGGCUCUCCACCUCCUUCUGUCCCUUGCAACUCUCAACAAUUUCCUUCCCUCUGCUUCCUCUCGCAGACCACAUUCUGCCAUUCACUUGCUUAAGCCCGCCAUGUAUGUCACGCUUUGUUUUCCUUUUUCUCCCUUUCCCUUUUCUCUCUUUCCUUUUUCUCUUUCCCUUUUCUCUCUUUCCCUUUUCUCUAUUUCCUUUUUCUCUCUUUCCCUUUUCUCUAUUUCCUUUUUCUCUCUUUCCCUUUUCUCUUCCCUUUCUCUUUUUUUCUCUUUUCCUUUUCUCUAUUUACCUUUUCUCUUCCUUUUCUCUCUUUCCUUUUUCUCUCUUUCCCUUUUCUCUAUUUCCUUUUUCUCUAUUUACCUUUUCUCUCUUUCCCUUUUCUCUCUUUCCCUUUUCUCUCUUUCCCUUUUCUCUCUUUCCCUUUUUCUCUCUUUCCCUUUUUCUCUCUUUCCCUUUUAUUCGUCCCAUGAGUAUCACAUACUCCAGGCCAUCCUUGCUCAUUAUGUUCCAUAA
Acanthosepion pharaonis is the source of this 516-nucleotide messenger RNA. NCBI's taxonomy places the organism in Eukaryota, Metazoa, Mollusca, Cephalopoda, Sepiida, Sepiidae. The record is from the annotation of a GenBank genome assembly.